Molecule: messenger RNA, 4523 nt
Organism: Chelonia mydas (Green sea turtle)
Lineage: Eukaryota; Metazoa; Chordata; Testudines; Cheloniidae
Gene: GASK1B
Product: golgi associated kinase 1B
Exons: 5
Coding region: 622-2232 (536 amino acids)
Cellular component (GO): Golgi apparatus
Source: RefSeq, a predicted model, not a curated record
AAACGGCUGGAAUGUACUUUUAGAAGGCAUACUGUUCACAGGACUUUUCAUUGCAGAAUUUAAAAUAGAAGGGUUUUUUAUAACAAGGUUCAUGUAAGUUUGUAGCAGUUCAUAUGCAAACAGCCUUCCUGUACAGCUAGUCCAUUUGUAAAGAGCGUUAAGCCUGCAAUCAAAUAUCUAAAAUGUGGAGCACACUUAAAUCUGGGAUGUGAGUUAGAGUAUGUUAAGAAACGCUGCUUUUACUAAAUUCUUGGUAUUAGCAUAAGAGAUUUACCACGGCCAAGGAUGGGGCAAGCUGAAUAGCUCACAGAGGAAACUCAGACAUUUUGGAUCGUGAUUCCUUUAACUUUGUUUACACAGUUGACUCCAUUCAUUCUCUGAAACAAGUCACUUCCCCUGAGCUGGCUGAUAAGAGUUUAGCAGCUUGCUGAGGUGGAGUGUCAGAGUCAUUAGUAUUAAACACAUUCCUAGCCGCACCACUGGCCCCUGUGCACCGCUCGCACUGGAAGCUAUUUGGAAAAGAAGAAAUAGAGAUCUGUGAAGGGAAAUCAUGCAUCAUCCUCCUUGCUGGAAACCACUGAAGACUAUAAGCUGCUUUCAUCAUGUGGAUUCACCAGAGAAAUGACCUUCUUAGAUCAGCCAGGCCAAAUCAUAAACUGGUUUGUUUGCUUGCUGUGCACCCCACGGGUGCUGAGGCUCUGGAGUGGCAGGCGUCCCAGGACCAGGAGGAAUCUGCUGCUGGGCAUAGCCUGUGUGAUAUACCUGGGGUUUCUGGUCAGUCAAGUGGGUCACAUUUUACCGCAGCACAGAGGGGGACGCCAGAAGGUCAGUUCCAGGAGUCUUCAAGAUGCUGGUCAGACACCUUUUCUGGGGAUCCCACUGGAUGGCACUUUCUCCCCACCUGAUCUCCAAGGGCCCCAGAUGGGUGGCAAUGGGACCUCAGUGCCACCCAACGUGGUGUACAUCACACUGCGGUCCAAGCGCAGUAAACCCACCAACAUCCGAGGCAGUGUGAAACCCAAGCUGAGGAAGAAGCAUGCAUUCCCUUUGCCCUAUGGGCAGCGCUUUCCAGUAGGUGUCACUGGGCAGGAGGAGGCCUUGUCCCAGCAGCAGGGGCGGACUAGCUACUCCAUGGGACUAAUGAAGGAAGCAGUAGUUCCAGAGACACCAAGGCACCAACUGAAGAAGCACUGGGAUGGAGAGAGGGAAGCAGUGGGCAGGGGACACCGGAGACAUGUUGGGGUUUCAGGAGGUAUAAAUGUGCAGCCCAAGGCUCGGGAGAGUAAUAUCAGGAUAUACAGUGAGAGGUCCCCCUCUUGGCUGAGCAAAGAUGAUAUCCUAAGCAUGUGUUUGCUAGCGGAUUCCCGGAUAGACAGUGUCCAAGAAGCACCCUCUCAGCAUGGAGUCCUACUGGUGUUUGAGAGGAAUCCCAGUGCCACAGGAGCAGCCUGCAGUCAAGGGUACUGUGGCCUCAUCAAGAGACCCCUUGAUAUGAGUGAGGUGUUUGCCUUCCAUUUAGACAGAAUCCUGGGGCUGAAUAAGACCUUGCCUUCUGUAAGCAGGAAAUCGGAGUUCAUCCAAGAUGGUCUGCCAUGUCCUAUUAUUCUCUGGGAUUCCUCAUUGGCUCCGACAAAUAAUAGGACCCAUUCUUCAGUGAGGCUAAAUUGGGGGGCCUAUCAGCAGCUAUUGAAACAGAAGUGCUGGCAGAAUGGCAAAGUGCCCAAAGCUGAGUGGGGCUGUACUGAGAUCCAUCACCAUGAGUGGUCCAAGAUGGCACUCUUUGAUUUUCUUCUGCAGGUCUACAAUCGACUGGACAGAAAUUGCUGUGGGUUCAAACCUCGCAAGGAGGAUUCCUGUGUUCAGAAAGGACUGAAGCAGAAAUGUGAAGAUCAAGACUCUGUUGACCUGACACACAUUAUUCAGAGAAGGCAUGACCCUAGGCACUUGGUCUUUAUAGAUAAUAAAGGUUUCUUUGACAGAAGCGAAGACAAUCUGGAUUUCAAAAUAUUACAAGGAAUCAAAGAGUUCCCUGAAUCUGCAAUUUCAGUGCUGAAAAGCCAGCGCUUGCGAGAGAAGCUUCUUCAGUCUCUGUUCCUUGACAAAGUAUAUUGGGAGAGCCAAGGAGGUCGCCGAGGAAUUGAAAAACUUAUUGAUGUGGUAGAAAGGCGUGCCAAAAUUCUUCUUACCUAUAUAAAUGCACAUGGAGCCAAAGUAUUACCCAUGAAUGAAUGAAAGUCUUUUUUCCCUAACUCUAAGAGUUACAGUUAUAUAAGGCAAGAACUCAUGGCAAAAUUUCUUUUUCUUUUAAAAUUCCUUUAAUUUCCAAAACAUAACAGUAAACUGGUAAGCCUGUUUUUUUUAGACAUUUGAAAAAAAAUGUUAUAUAGUAUAAAAGUGCCAGUUCUCUAACUUUCUCUAAAAUCUUUCUUAAAUGCAUUUAUUGCUGUGUUCUUCUAACAAAGAUGUCUAAGCAUGUAAUAAACAAUGCAAUAAUUUAAUACAAAUAUUGGAUUCUCAAUCUUCUAAACUUUCUUUUAUUCUCUCAGUUAAGGACAGAUCUGUCUCCACUGGAUUCUUUUACCAGGUAUUUCUUAAUUAAGAGUGGGAUUUUCAAACACACUCAGCCUUGGACAACUGCUCUUCCUGAAGUCAAUGGAAGUUUUAGCAUUGAUUUAAAUGGGAGCAGACCUUAAGCCAAUGCUAAGCACUUUUGAUUGAAAGUCCCAGUCUCAAAGUAUAACCACACCUCUAAUAGAGAACAUUAAUUGAGGGAGUUGCAGUCUUUCUUUUUUGUUUCUUUAGAACACACAAACUUCCAGUGUCUCCUAUGGCUGGUAUUUUUUUUAUUGCAUAUGUGAUAUUGUGAGAUCUAGGGACCAAAUUCAGCUCUUUGGCAAGCAGGUAUAACUUCCAUUGAAGACAAUGGAAGUUUGGCCUUGUUGACACUUAAAACAGAUCAAAGAAAGAAUCUAAGUUUUGCCUGGAAACAAGAUUCCCAUGACACUUUGCAGUUAAGAUAACUUUAAGGAGUGAAAUUUUACUAAGCAGUAACCGUUAGCAUAUUUUGAAAUUGCUGCAACAGAUAUUUUAGUAACAUUAAACACAAAAGUGUGGAAGAGGUAUAACAAAUAUCAUUACCCCAACAAAGGAAAUAAAUAAUAACUAACCAUAAGGAGUUGAGGUAGUUGGAAAGGUACAAGGGAACAGGGAACUUAGAAAAUAACCUAAGAUAAGAAGAAUGUACCAAAAGGAAUAAAUAAGGGUUGGAAUGAUAAACAAUAGAGUAAUAAGGAUAUAAUUACCCUAAGAAAUCAAGAGAAAGUAAGACCAUCUGGAGAUUGAACGCAGGCUGUCAGAGAACUACAGGGAAGGUCUUCUGCAGUAGUUGGUAACUAUGUCUUUACUAACUGUUAAAUCAGUAAAUCCAAUCAAAGAUGACUUAUUGGAGGUUUGUUAAUAAUUAAACUAAUCCAGAUUUGAAAGAACCCCUCUCAUUAAACAUAUAGACAUAUAAACAUAUAGUCACAGUUAAAAUUGUUAUCAAUUGCUGGGGUAAUCAAUUAAUUAAUAAUUUAUCAAUAACCAAUUAUCAAUAGCCUGCUUAUGCCAGCACUUGGGAAGGACAAAUACUUCCUCCCUAAUGAUUUCUUUGGACCAAAUCUGACUUUUUUUGGUCCCCAGAUUGUCCAUAUUGGUCUGCAGAUUGUUUAUGUGCCAUUUUUUGAGCGUAAUAAAUAUUUUCCAUUUAAAUUGUUUGGUACUUAUGGAUCACGUUAGGUUUCUAUUCCCUGUUGGACUGACUCUAACUCCAAGAAUCAGAUUUCCAGUGCAGCUAAUGGUGAUUAUAAAUUCAAUAUUAACUUUGUGUAUAGUCUGCUAUAUUAGAGUACGCAUUUUUGUUUCUGCAAAUGUUCCUGGCAAUAAACUCAUUUUCUAGAAUUCUGACAGAAAGCAAACACAGAAGGGGAAUGAAUGUUAAAAUUAGAACAGAAAAUGUUGUUUCUAGUACUCUCUUAGCUCUAAAUGUAGCCUCUGGUGUUCCAUUAAGAAUGUCUACUGUUCUUCAAGAAGAUACUUUGUCAUUAGAGAUGGGACGAAUCAUAAAACAUCAAUGGAGCAUAUCCUCAACUGGUUUAAAUUGUUGUAGCUGUGUUGACUUCAAAAAGCUAUGACAAUUCACACCAGCUGAAGAUCUGUCAGAAGUAUUUCUGAAUAGAGGGGUAUUGGGAAAGUGAGACAUUGUCCACCAUUCAUUUUGAAUCAGACUUUUCCUAGGUCUUAAUGUGCUUCCAGGGAUAAAACAUAAAUCAGUGUUGAAUACCAUAACCCUAUAGCUGCCUCCUAGUACUCAACAGACAUUCAAGAAAGUUUUUUUUCUUUGGAAGUGUAUGAAGGUAUUGGGGCAUGUUACAUGUUUCUAUACGUACCCAUCUCUGACAAUGUAUGUACAAUAGUAUUUUUCCAUUGUGAGAAAUUUAAAUACUGUUGUAUGGGUUUUUUUCAUUAAAAAAAGUUUUAAACGA